CUCCUCUCAGUUCCGCCCACCAGAAGGAAGCACUACGGCGCCGGCGUCAAUUCUGCGCUGCCCCGCCCUCCCUCCAGACCGGAUGUUAGCUGACCUCCCAUAGUGCUUCGCGAGUGGCGGGCAUGAUAACAAAUCCCAGAGAUUUGCACGCGGGUUCAGGUUGUCAAAGUCGGAGCUGCUCUGCAAGGUGUGAAGGAGGCGCGUCCACUGCCUAGUCGAUGGCGCUGCUCCGGGGCAUGUGGGGUGCGCUGAGGGCCCUGGGAAGGUCUGGAGCCGAGCUGUGCGCGGGUUGUGGAAGCCGACUGCGCUCACCGUUCAGUUUUCUGUAUGUUCCCAAGUGGUUUUCAUCCACCUUGAGUAGCUAUCCGAAGAAACCUAUGACUUCAUACCUUCGAUUUUCUAAAGAACAGCUACCCAUAUUUAAAGCUCAGAACCCAGAUGCAAAAAAUUCAGAACUAAUUAGAAAAAUUGCGGCGCUAUGGAGGGAACUUCCUGAUUCAGAGAAAAAAUUGUAUGAAGAUGCUUAUAGGGCAGACUGGCAGGCAUACAAAGAAGAGAUAAACAGAAUUCAAGAGCAGCUUACUCCAAGUCAGAGACUAUCUUUGGAAAAAGAAAUGCUGCAAAGACGUUUAAAAAGGAAAUCAUUAAUAAAAAAGAGAGAAUUAACAAUCCUUGGAAAACCAAAAAGACCUCGGUCAGCUUAUAACAUUUUUGUAUCUGAAAGCUUCCAAGAAGCCAAAGAUAACUCAUCACAGGCAAAGCUGAAGUCUGUAAAUCAAUCCUGGAAAAAUUUGUCUGAUUCUGAAAAGCAAGUAAGUAUUAGGCUUUUAGUCUCAGCCCCAGUGAGAAUAUAUUUUAGUAAUAGUAUUUUAAAACUAUUUUCAUAGUAUAAAAACCAAUCU
Messenger RNA from Castor canadensis (American beaver), 902 nucleotides. It is a transcript of the gene Tfam, whose product is annotated as transcription factor A, mitochondrial. Gene Ontology annotation, biological process: regulation of transcription by RNA polymerase II. The record is from RefSeq and is a predicted model, not a curated record. NCBI's taxonomy places the organism in Eukaryota, Metazoa, Chordata, Mammalia, Rodentia, Castoridae.